UUUGUAAGUCCUAGUUUAUUUCUUUAGCAUCCACACAAAUGUAAGCUUUUUCUUGAUUUUUGUUGAAUUGCAAUAACGAACAAAAGAAAAUGACCAUUCAUACGAAGCAGGUAACCAAGCAGAGUUUCCUUUUUCUACCCUUUCUCUACCCUUCCUCUACUCUCGACCCUACUAUUCUCUCUCCCUCCUCUUUCUUAUUAAGUAAUCGGUUAUAACAUGACAAUGAGGCGAACGCAAGUAAGAUAAAAGGAGGAGAAGAAAACAAAUCAUGCACAGAAUGAAGGAGACAUUCUUUCUGUUACUUUACACUAAUCCCAUUUGGCUUCUCAUCCUCUCCUUACUCGGUUUCUUCACCAUUCUUCGGCACUCCGCCACUGUCGCCCGAUGGGUUUUCCGAGCCUUUCUCAGACCCUCCAAGGAUUUGAGAUACUAUGGCUCUUGGGGAAUAGUCACCGGCGCCACUGAUGGCAUUGGAAAGUCCUUUGCCUAUCAGCUGGCCAGAGCCGGACUCAACCUUAUACUGGUGAGCAGAAGCUCCACGAAGCUCAAGGCAGUUUCCGAGGAUAUUCAAUCUGAAUUUCCUGAUACAAAGGUAAAGAUCAUUGAAUUAGACUUCACAGAAGACGAUAUUAGUGGUGGUAUUGCAGAGAUUGAGGAGGUGAUUGAAGAUUUGGAUGUGGGGAUUUUGAUAAACAACGUGGGGAUUACAUAUCCGAACGCUAGCUUUUUCCAUGAAGUGGAUGAGAAAGUUUGGAUGAAUCUUUUCAAAGUGAAUGUGAAGGGAACUACUUGGGUUACCAAAGCUGUUUUGCCAAAGAUGAUUAAGAAGAACAGAGGAGCUAUUGUGAAUAUUGGCUCUGGAGCUGCUGUUAUUGUUCCUUCUCAUCCUCUCUAUGCAAUCUAUGCUGCUACAAAAGCGUACGUGGACCAACUCUCAAGAUCUCUAUACGUGGAAUACAAAGAUUGGGGAAUUGAUGUUCAAUGUCAGGUGCCGUUGUAUGUCGCAACUGAAAUGGCGUCAAGAGUAGCGUCGGUAAGCAGAGCGUCGCCGUUCGUUCCAUCAGCCGAUGACUAUGUGAAAGCUGCAAUUCGCCAAAUUGGAUACGAGCCACGGUGCACCCCUUACUGGGCUCACUCGCUCCAGUGGUGUUUUGCUCGCCUGCUCCCAGAGGCUGUGCUUGACGCCUGGCGGCUGUCCAUUGGCUUGCAGAGGAGGAGCAACGGAUCCGUCGCCAUGGAAGGGACUGAAGGUUGCAAACAAGAAUGAAAGGUUACAAACUACACGAUAUAGUGAAAUAGUAAAUGUAUUACAAGUCAAGUUGUUCAAUAAGAUGAUAGUAAGAAUAUGAUCAUAUUA
Messenger RNA from Cucumis melo (muskmelon), 1357 nucleotides. RefSeq names its product very-long-chain 3-oxoacyl-CoA reductase-like protein At1g24470. The record is from RefSeq and is a predicted model, not a curated record. The transcript is spliced from 3 exons. Gene Ontology annotation, molecular function: ketoreductase activity. Bases 269 to 1267 code for a protein of 332 amino acids. Gene Ontology annotation, cellular component: endoplasmic reticulum. NCBI's taxonomy places the organism in Eukaryota, Viridiplantae, Streptophyta, Magnoliopsida, Cucurbitales, Cucurbitaceae.